UCAUGAGCGUUCUGCAUAGCAAUCAUAGGAAAGGAAAAGGGAGGGGGGCCUGCCUGAUCAGUGUUGAACUCUAUAAAGGGAGCUUCCCCUCUUAUUGCAGAACACACAAAUAUCAUUUGGUGAGGGAGAGAGAGAGCGAGAUGGCAUCGAGUGAAGGAAAUUACAUAACUCUCGAUCAAGCUCUCAGUGAAGAAGCAGCUGCAACAGAAGAAGCUGGGGCUGCGGUGAAGAAGGUCUUGGUUGCGGUUGAUCACAGUGAAGGCAGCUUUCUUGCACUUCGUUGGGCACUAGACCACCUAUUUGCAGAUGAAAACCAAGAUUUUGGAAGUUUGAUUCUUCUGCAUGCUCAACUACCAUUCAAGCACAAAGCUCAUCCUGCUGGGACAGCCGUUGACGAGACGCAGACAGUGGUGGAAUCAGUAAAGAAAGAUCAGGAACACAUAGCUGGAAUGCUUCUAGAGCGUGCUGCAUCUGAAUGCAACCAAAAACAUGUAAGAGCAGAAUUGAGGACUGCGGAGGGAGAACCCAAGGAGGUGAUAUGUGAAGUCGCAGAACAACUUCAUGCAGAUCUGGUUGUCGUGGGGAGCCGUGGUCUGGGCACCAUCAAAAGGGCCUUCCUAGGGAGUGUAAGCGACUAUGUAGCCCAUCAUGCCAAGUGCCCCGUCCUCAUUGUGAAGCCACCAAAAAGGAAGCACCAGCACGACCAGCACAUGGCCACAGCUUGAAAACCAGAGAGAGAGAGAGAGAGGGGGGGGGGGGGGGGGGAGAGGGAUGGGGGCAUAUUCGUGUCAUUUGGCUCCCAAAGAAUUUAAGCGGUUGUAAUUUGUAUUUGCAAAACGUUGUGUGUGUAAAUGUUUCUGCGACAUGAGCUUGAGACUGUAAUAAAGAAUAGGCAGCCUUUUGGGAAAGUAUAUCUUCCCCCAUGUCGCACCAUCUAGCCUCCAAUAAGGGUCGAUACUCUCUGAUAUUGAUAACAUUGUGUAAAAAAUUCGCUGUUUUCA
This is a messenger RNA of Nymphaea colorata (pocket water lily), 1001 nucleotides long. RefSeq lists its product as uncharacterized. NCBI's taxonomy places the organism in Eukaryota, Viridiplantae, Streptophyta, Magnoliopsida, Nymphaeales, Nymphaeaceae. The transcript has 4 exons. The coding region runs from base 3 to 725 and encodes 240 amino acids. The record is from RefSeq and is a predicted model, not a curated record.